This is a messenger RNA of Microplitis mediator, 2599 nucleotides long. RefSeq names its product raf homolog serine/threonine-protein kinase Raf (gene Raf). Gene Ontology annotation, biological process: protein phosphorylation; signal transduction. The transcript has 2 exons. Bases 138 to 2405 code for a protein of 755 amino acids. NCBI's taxonomy places the organism in Eukaryota, Metazoa, Arthropoda, Insecta, Hymenoptera, Braconidae. Gene Ontology annotation, molecular function: ATP binding; protein kinase activity. The record is from RefSeq and is a predicted model, not a curated record.
AAUAUAUAUAUAGUACAUAAAAUUACACUGUACCGAGAGCUUGGAUCCAAAUAAUAAUUAAAACAAUAAAAAAAUUAAAACAAUAAAAAAAACCAAGUAAAUAAAAAAAAAAUCCAAAUGAUUUUUGUGAUAAAAUUAUGGCCGCGAUUGGUGCGCGGGAAAUAACAGCAGGAACAUGUCCGAUAAAUAGUAAAAUAAAUAACAAUAACCCAGUAGAUGCAUCAGAAUUGUCAUCCUCUGGUGCGAGUCCUCACCUUGGGUCUAAAUCCUCAGGAAUAUUAUCGAGUUUCAGUCGCAUCCGUAGCAAAGUACGACCUGAGGAUCAGAAAAUUAUGUCCCGUCUGGUUGAGGAUCACCAGGACCUGGAGGACGAGUGCGGGUCGAAUGGUUCACUCGAUGAGCUACAGAACAUCCAGAGUGUCAUCAACGUGACAAGACAGAACAUCGACGCGCUGACCAGCAAGUUCGCUAAUUUUCUCCAGCCGCCUCCUAUUUAUCUGACCGAGUAUUCGGAGCUCACAUGCAGACUACACGAGCUGGAGCUCAAGCAGCAGCAGCUGAUAGACAGACUCAGCGCUGCUGGGUAUCAGGAUGAUCUGCUAGAGAGGUACCGGUGUCCCAGAACGCCGCUGAGGUCUUUGCUGAGAGCUCAUCUGCCCAACCAGCAACGCACCAGUGUCCAGGUCCGCGAAGGCAUGGCUCUUCGAGACGCUCUAGCAAAAGCAAUGAAGCUCCGUAAUCUCACCACCGAAAUGUGUGGCGUCUACAUAGUGGGCGCCAAUGACUCAAAAUACCCAAUCCCCUGGGAUACAGACAUCUCAUCCCUGGAAUGCGACGAAAUAUCGGUAGAAAUUCUUGACAAAUUUCCUAUUACGACCUCAAUCAGCCACAACUUUGUUCGCAAAACCUUCUUCAGUUUGGCGUUCUGUGAGUGCUGCCGUAAGCUUCUCUUCCAAGGAUUCUACUGCCGGACAUGCAAUUACCGGUUCCAUCAACGUUGCGCCGGUGGAGUCCCCGCCCUGUGCACCCAAUCCCGGAUGCAGGACGCGUACUACCAAGCCCUGCUGGCCCACAAUCCCGAGACAACGGCCGGAAUCCUUCAGCUCCCUUCCAGCUACGCCCUAAACCGCCACAUGGCCCCGCAACUGGCCCCGCGACGGCACCCCCGGACCCUAAAUCAGCACGACCGGUCCAGCUCAGCGCCCAACGUCUGCUUCAAUCUCGUCAAGCCCUGCGAGCUCGAAGACUAUCGGUCCCAAAGUCUAACUCGGCCCGUUCUUCACAACCAAGGCCCCAUUUCCCCCGGCUCUAGUCCCACCAAGCACAGCCAGUCCACUCAAGCUUCCCCUACCAACACCCUAAGGCCCAAAAGACCACGUGCCCGUUCCGCCGACGAGUCAUCAAAAAAUCUUCUCGCCCCCCGCGAGUCAAUCGAAGACUGGGAAAUUCCCGCGGACGAGAUUCUUAUCGGGGCCCGAAUUGGGUCCGGUAGUUUUGGGACCGUCUACAAGGCCCACUGGCACGGGCCCGUCGCCAUCAAGACCUUGAACGUCAAAAUCCCCACCACUGCCCAGCUCCAGGCCUUCAAGAACGAGGUCGCGGUCCUGAGGAAGACCCGUCACGUCAACAUCCUGCUGUUCAUGGGCUGCGUCAGCAAACCCCAGCUGGCGAUCGUCACCCAAUGGUGCGAGGGCUCUUCCCUCUACAAAAUGCUCCACGUCGAGGAAACGGAAAUUCCCUUUACGACCCAGAUCGAGAUCGGCCGUCAGACUGCCCAGGGCAUGGACUAUCUCCAUGCCAAAAAUAUAAUCCACCGCGACCUCAAGUCCAACAACAUUUUCCUCCAUGACGACAUGACGGUAAAAAUCGGGGACUUUGGCCUGGCGACUGCCAAAACAAGAUGGUCGGGCUCACAGCAGUUCAACCAACCAACUGGCUCCAUCUUGUGGAUGGCGCCCGAAGUUAUUAGAAUGCAGGAAGAAAAUCCGUACAGUUUCCAAUCGGACGUUUACGCAUUCGGGGUCGUCUUGUUUGAAUUGUUCGCGGGCCAGUUGCCCUACUGCAAUAUCAACAACAAGGACCAGAUUUUGUUCAUGGUAGGGAGGGGGUACUUGAGACCCGAUUUAAAUAAACUGAGGCCCGAUAUGCCCAAGGCUCUGAGGAGGCUCAUUGAGGACUGCAUUAAAUUUUCUCGAGACGAUCGACCGAUUUUCCGACAAAUACUUGCCAGUAUUGAGAGUCUGUUACAAGGGCUACCGAAAAUAACUCGAAGUAAAUCGGAGCCAAAUUUGGGAUGCACUCGAGUUCAGUCUGAUGAUUAUAUAUAUCCGUGCCCCUCGCCCAAGUCUCCGGUUAAUUAUCCGAUGGCCACAUUUCAGUUUUCUUCAAGUGGAGGUAAUAUUUAGGGUUAUGGGUACUCGUUUCAGAGGGCAUUUAAUUUGCUGCACAAAAAUGGCAAAUUUUUUUUUUUUUAUUUUAUUUUGUGAAAUUCAAAGUGGGAAUAAAUACGUCAUGUGGGUACUCGUUUGAGAGGCCGCGACACUGCGAGCACAAAUACACGAAAAAAAAAAAUUUUUGGAUUUUUUUUUUUUUUUUAAUU